UAUAUAUAUAUAUAUAUAUAUAUAUAUUAUUUUUUAUUAUCAUAUUUAUAUAUACCAACAUAACAUUCACAUAUAGUACAACACAAGUUACUACAACUUCUCCUUCAAAAAAAAGUUACUACAACUUUCUCAUGGCAACUAUACUCUUCUUUGUUAUCAUCUUCACCAUCUUUUUUCUCAUUCACCGGAGUACUCACCGGCGGCGAUACAAGCUCCCACCGGGGAGUCUUGGACUACCCUUUGUAGGGGAAACUAUGCAACUAAUAUCAGCUUACAAAACCGACAACCCAGAACCAUUCAUAGACCAACGAGUGAACCGGUACGGUUCAAUCUUCACAACUCAUGUUUUCGGCGAACCAACUGUUUUUUCAGCUGACCCGGAAACGAACCGGUUUAUUUUAAUGAAUGAAGGGAAACUUUUUGAAUGUAGUUACCCCGGUUCAAUAUCGAACCUUUUGGGAAAACACUCUUUGCUUCUUAUGAAAGGUUCUCUUCAUAAGAGAAUGCAUUCGCUUACUAUGAGUUUUGCUAACUCCUCAAUUAUUAAGGAUCAUCUUCUUCUUGAUAUUGAUCGGCUUAUUCGGCUUAAUUUGGAUUCUUGGUCCGACCGGGUUUUACUAAUGGAGGAAGCCAAGAAGAUAACGUUUGAGUUGACAGUGAAGCAGCUGAUGAGUUUUGAUCCAGGUGAAUGGACUGAGACUCUAAGGAAAGAGUACGUUCUCGUGAUUGAAGGAUUUUUUACCCUUCCCUUACCACUCCUCUCUAGUACCUACCGCAGAGCAAUCAAGGCAAGAACGAAGGUAGCAGAGGCAUUGACAUUGAUUGUGAGGCAGAGAAGAAAAGAAAGUGUAAUGGGGGAGACAAAAACUGACAUGCUAGGUGCAUUGUUGGCAUCUGGCGACCACUUUUCCAAUGAACAAAUAGUCGAUUUCAUGUUGGCAUUACUCGUCGCCGGAUAUGAAACCACCUCUACCAUAAUGACAUUCGCGGUCAAGUUUCUCACCGAACAUCCUCUAGCAUUGGCACAACUCAAGGAAGAGCAUGACCAAAUCAGAGCAAAGAAAAGUUGCCAAGACGUACCAUUGGAGUGGACAGAUUACAAGUCAAUGGCAUUUACUCAAUGUGUUGUGAAUGAGACUUUAAGGAUGGCAAACAUAAUUGGUGGGAUAUUUAGGAGAGCAAUGACAGACAUCAAUAUCAAAGGCUACACUAUUCCAAAGGGGUGGAAAGUCUUUGCAUCAUUUCGUGCCGUACAUCUAAACCCCGAUCAUUUCAAAGAUGCGCGCACCUUCAAUCCAUGGAGAUGGCAGAGGAAAUCAGAAGCAACAAGCCCUGCAAAUGUCUAUACACCAUUUGGAGGAGGGCCACGGCUGUGUCCCGGUUAUGAGCUAGCCAGAGUUGUACUCUCAGUAUUUCUUCACCGCAUUGUAACUCGAUACAGUUGGUCUCCUGCAGAAGAAGAUAAGUUGGUGUUUUUCCCAACCACUAGGACGCAGAAGAGGUUCCCUAUCAUAGUGAAGCGUAGAGUGGAGUCCAAAUUAUGUAAUUAAUUAAAGUGCCAGUAUAAGUAAUAAUACAGUUAUAUCUACUAGUUUAGUAGUUCAUAUGUUAUUUUUUUCCUUUUAUGGUUAUAAGAUAAAAUGUCUUGUUAA
This is a messenger RNA of Medicago truncatula (barrel medic), 1652 nucleotides long. RefSeq names its product cytochrome P450 90A1. Gene Ontology annotation, biological process: sterol metabolic process; brassinosteroid homeostasis; brassinosteroid biosynthetic process. NCBI's taxonomy places the organism in Eukaryota, Viridiplantae, Streptophyta, Magnoliopsida, Fabales, Fabaceae. The transcript is spliced from 8 exons. The record is from RefSeq and is a predicted model, not a curated record. Gene Ontology annotation, molecular function: monooxygenase activity; heme binding; iron ion binding. The coding region runs from base 132 to 1550 and encodes 472 amino acids.